Molecule: messenger RNA, 3000 nt
Organism: Heterotrigona itama
Lineage: Eukaryota; Metazoa; Arthropoda; Insecta; Hymenoptera; Apidae
Source: the annotation of a GenBank genome assembly
AUGCCAGCGUUCACGCGUGGUCCACAGGAAAGUGGUCCACCGGAAAUAAGUGACGAGAGGUUGGCACAUAUCCUCUCGGAGUCGGGCCACCUACAGAUGAGGGGUGAGCACGAGGUGUCGAACGACACCGCGGACAGCAAAAGUCCGAAUAGAAUCGGUUGUCCGAGCCCGUUUAACAAAGACAGGCUCGACAGUCAAAAUAGGAGACUGAAGAAAUACGAGAACGACGACAUUCCGCAAGAGAAGGUAGUCAGGAUUUACCAGGAGGAGCUGGCUAAACUCAUGGGAAGAAGGGUCGAGGAUCUACGCGGACCCAGAGAGUUCUCUUCCAGCGCGAUGUUCCCGUACUUUUUCAGCGGCGCGCAGGGCGGUCUUCAGGGUAUAGAGCGGACGCAGGAGGACAUCAGGCUGGCGCUGGACGCGUACCAUCGAGAACUUCAGAAGCUGAACGCGACGCCAGGUCAGAAUCCCUCGUUGACCGGACUGCCAGGACUGCCCGGUCUACCUGGCCUGCUGGCACUUCAGCAGCAGGCGCUUCAACAACACCAUCUGGCGACGAACGGCGGCGGCGGCGGCGGAGGCGGUGGAGGCGGCGGAGGCGGCGGCGGUGGCGUUCAAGAUCUAAGCCUCGGCAAAGUCGAUCCGAGGAGCAAGAUGAUAAACGGAGUGUCGGAAGAGGAGAAAGAGAAGAUGGAGGAAGCGAUGAGACACGCGGGGAGCGCUUUCUCGUUGGUCAGGCCGAAACAGGAGCCGACCACUGCACCCCAAUCGACGCCAGGUGGAUCAAGCGCCAGUUCACCGCUCGGCAACUCGAUUCUUCCACCAGCGAUGACACCUAGCGAGGAAUUCUCGGGUGCAGCAGCGGCCAGUCCUCUUCAGAGGAUGGCCUCUAUCACGAACAGUCUGAUCAGUCAACCGUCCACGCCUACCCACCACGCGGCCAACCAGAGGCCGCUCAAAGCUGUGCUUCCUCCCAUCACUCAGCAACAGUUCGACAUGUACAAUAACUUGAACACAGAGGACAUUGUUAAGAGAGUAAGUCGGAUAGUGAAGGAGCAGUUGUCUCAGUACUCGAUCUCGCAGCGUCUGUUCGGAGAGUCUGUGCUUGGCCUGUCGCAGGGUUCCGUGUCGGACCUGUUGGCGCGUCCGAAACCGUGGCACAUGCUGACGCAGAAAGGUCGCGAGCCCUUCAUCAGGAUGAAGAUGUUUCUCGAGGACGACAACGCGGUGCACAAACUGGUCGCCAGCCAGUACAAGAUCGCGCCAGAGAAGCUGAUGAGGACCGGCGGCUACGGUGGCCUGCCUCCCUGUGGAACGCCUAUGAAACCGAUGCCCCCGACGAAACUGGUACAGGAACAGCUUCAGAAUGCAGCGAAGGCGCAGGCGGCGGCGCAGGCCGCGGCUCAAGCGGCGGCACAACAUCAACAGGAGAACCAAAUGCAGCUUGGCCCGCCUCAACAGAGUCCUCAGCAACAUCCUCAGCACCCUCAGCCACCGCCGCCGAUGAUGCUGACACCGCCUGGCCCUCAUCAUCCUCACUCUCAGCUCAGCAUGCAGGAGCUGCAGAAGAAGCAGCAGCAGCAACAGCAACAGCAGAUGAACCUCCAUUCCCCGCAUCACCAAAUGAACCCAUCGCCACUCCGUAGUCUCCACCCGCACAUUUCGCCGAGCGUGUACGAGAUGGCCGCGUUGACGCAAGACCUCGACACGCAGACGAUCACGACGAAGAUCAAGGAGGCGUUGCUGGCCAACAACAUCGGUCAGAAGAUCUUCGGCGAGGCUGUGCUCGGACUGUCGCAGGGCUCGGUCAGCGAGUUGCUCAGCAAACCAAAGCCGUGGCACAUGUUGAGCAUAAAGGGCAGGGAGCCGUUUAUAAGGAUGCAGCUGUGGCUGUCCGACGCGCACAACGUGGAUCGGCUGCAGGCGUUGAAGAACGAGCGCAGAGAGGCGAACAAGAGGAGGCGUAGCAGCGGACCGGGUCACGACAACAGUUCCGACACGUCGAGCAACGACACGGCCGAGUUCUACCACGCGGCCUCGCCUGGACCGGGGCCAGCCUCCGCCAAGAAGCAGAGGGUUCUCUUCUCCGAAGAGCAGAAGGAAGCUCUGAGGCUGGCGUUCGCGCUCGAUCCGUAUCCGAACGUGGCAACCAUCGAGUUUCUCGCCGGUGAACUCGCGUUGUCCUCGCGAACGAUAACCAACUGGUUUCACAAUCAUCGGAUGAGACUGAAGCAACAGACGCCGCACGGCCAGCCGGAGCCUCAAUCGCCGAGAGAGCCUGGCCAACCGUUCGACCCGGUUCAAUUCAGAUUGCUGUUAAACCAAAGACUGUUGGAGAUCCAGAAGGAGAGACUAGGCUUGGGCAACGUGCCUCUGCCUUACACGCCGUACUUCAACCCGAACCUGGCUGCCUUAGUAGGGAACGCGCUCAAGGAACAGUGUUCCGGUUUGGACCUCUCCAUGAACGCGUUGAAACGGGAGCCGAAUCAAGAGUUCGAGGACGAGGACGUGGAGGACGCAAUGAGCAAUCUCGGUAGCGAGGACUCGGAGGGAUCGGCGGGUAGUAUAAAGAGAGAACCCGCGGAAACGCCCACGGCGCCGGCCACCGUCAGAUCGAACAGAAGAAAACCGGCAGCGCCGCAGUGGGUGAACCCCGAGUGGCAGGAACCGGCCAGAACGGGGGACGAGGUGAUCAUCAACGGUGUCUGCGUGAUGCAAACGGACGAUUACGGCGUGAAGAGAGAAGCCGAGGAAACGAUCAGGGUGGAACCGACUCCGGUGCAGGACAGAUACGAGGAAGACGCGCAAAGCGACGUGUCCUCUGUUUCUGGAAACAACGGCCAGGACCGGGACAGCCCUCUGCCGAGUCCAAAGUCUGGACAGAACAGCCCGGUGACCUCGCCUAGGCCACCGUCGACGCAGCAAACGCAACAGUCGACCGAGGAGAGCCCCAAGGAGACCGUGGUGAAACACGAGCCCGAGGAAACGUGGGAUUAUUAA